AUGGUAAAUAGCCACCAGAUCGCGCCACAACCGCGACGGACCCCCGCAGACGAUGUCGCCGCCGCUCUCAACGACGGCAAGAGACACUUGCUGCUAGCAGCAACAGGCUCAGUCGCGACCAUCAAGCUCCCACUCAUUAUCUCCGGGUUUGCAGACUGUCCUAAUAUCUCGAUCCGAGUCAUUUUGACCAAAGCCGCGGAGCAUUUUUUCGCUCCCUCUCGGGAACACCCCGCGGGUGUGCCUCUAGCCUCCCUACCAAACGUCGACUCGGUUCACCUGGACGAAGAUGAAUGGGCUGCGCCAUGGACCCGCGAGUCGGAGAUACUUCAUAUAACGCUGCGUCGUUGGGCUCAUAUACUCGUCAUCGCGCCGUUGAGCGCCAACACAUUGGCCAAAGUGGUGAACGGCAUCUCGGAUAAUUUGCUUACGAGUGUUGUGCGGGCGUGGGACACGACGGGUCGCAUCGAUGGGAAGAGGCGUAGGAUUGUCGUCGCUUUGGCUAUGAAUACGGCCAUGUGGAUGCAUCCUAUAACGGCGCAGCAAGUACGCGUUUUGGAAGAGGAUUGGGGGAUCAACGAUAAAGACAGGGACGACACUAAGGAAGUCGAUGGGGCCGUGCAGCAAGGGUGGUUCGAGGUCCUUUAUCCCAUUAAGAAAAUGCUCGCUUGCGGUGAUAUUGGGGCUGGUGCUAUGAUGGAGUGGCCGGAGAUUGUGAAGAUCGUCAAGCGGAGACUGGGCCUGCCUCCUGCUGUUGCUUCACAGCCCGUGUGA
Monascus purpureus is the source of this 771-nucleotide messenger RNA. The record is from the annotation of a GenBank genome assembly. NCBI's taxonomy places the organism in Eukaryota, Fungi, Ascomycota, Eurotiomycetes, Eurotiales, Aspergillaceae.